ACUAUCUACUGAUUGGCAAAACAGAGCAUUUUGCUUAAUGGCGCUGUACAUGAAUAGAUUCCAUGUAGAAAAUGUAGAUUUAUAAUAUAGUAUUACUUUGGUAGCCCAUAUCAAAAACAGAUGUUUUUAAAGGAAUAAACUGAGUAGUGAGAGAUAUAAAGUAGCAGGCAUGCGCAGAGUUUUGCAGUUUUGUUAAAUUUAGCAUUGUCGUGCUGUGUAAGAGUACGUUGGAUGCGGAUUAUUUUAUUGAUCGAUUAAGUAGAGAAAUAUUCACGUUGUAUUUUUGUAGUUUUUUCCAGUAUGCCUGCCUUUCGUCAAGUGGGAGAGAAGCAGCUUCCAAACCCCAUUCUGUUUAUGGUGUGGUCUCCGAAAAGGGAUCUGAUAGCAUUAGCUAACAGGGCCGGCGAGUUGCUGCUGCAUCGGCUGGCGAAUUUCCAGCGAGUGUGGAGUUUGGCUCCCAAUGAGAACACGGGCAAGGAAAUCACCGCUUUGGCGUGGAGGCCCGAUGGAAAAAUCCUGGCCUUUGGUGUGGGGGACACCAGGAAGGUGGUCCUCUGCGAUGCUGAGAAGGCUGAGAUCCUGCACUUGUUCCCCGUGGAGAACCCGAUCACGUGUAUGCAGUGGAUGGACGUACUGGAGGAGAGCAGCAUCCUUACCUCCUUCUAUAAUUCGGAAGAUGAGUCCAACCUGUUCCUGCCCAAGCUAGCUACACUUCCAAAGAGCUAUAGCACCACAUCAAAGAUAUUUAGUGAGGAGAAGUCAGAUGAGGUCAUGAACCUCCUGGGUGAUGCACGGCUCAACAUGCUGGUGCUGGGGGGACACUCUGGCUUUGUGGAGCUCUAUGCCUAUGGCAUGUACAGGAUCGCCACCUUGAGCGGGGUCCCUGGGACCUGCAGAAGCCUCUGUCUGUCUAGCGACUUGAAGUCACUGGCCGUCGUCACGGAGAUCAAAGCCACAGAUGAUCAGCCUGAGAUCAGCUACAUUCAGCUGGACACCAAGCUGCUGUCGGACUGUCUGCCUGAGCUGGCCAGGAUGGCAUUCAAGUUCACCCACAUCUCCACGCUGCUGCAGUACCUGAGGCUGUCGCUCACCUGCAUGUGCGAGGCCUGGGAGGACAUCCUCAUGCAAAUGGACCUGCGGCUCACCAAGUUCGUCCAGGAGAAGAAUACUAACACCCAGGUGCAGGAUGAGUUUCUCGAGCUGCUUCUGUGGGGGAAGUCAAGCCCUGAACUCCAGGGUCUCCUCAUGAACCAGCUGACUGUUAAGGGCCUCAAGAAAUUGAGUCAGUCCAUCGAGUCGUCCUACUCCAGCAUCCAGAAGCUGGUCAUCAGCCACUUGCAGACUGGCGCAGAGGUCCUGCUGUACCACCUGAGCGAGGUGAAGGGGAUGUCGCUCUGGAAGCAGAAGUUUCAGCCCCUGGGUCUGGAUGCCUCUGCUGUCGAAGAUGCCAUCACUGCUGUCGGGUCUUUCACCCUCAAGGCCAAUGAACUUCUUCAGGUUAUAGAUAAGAGCAUGAAAAACUUUAAGGCCUUUUUCCGAUGGCUCUAUGUCGCGAUGCUACGGAUGUCUGAUGACCAUGUUCCCCCAGAACUCAACAAGAUCACUCAGAAAGACAUUGCUUUUGUGGCAGACUUCCUGUCAGAAUAUUUCAGUGAGAAUGAAGAGCUAUUUGACCGCAAAGGGAAGUACUUCAAUGUCGAGUGUGUGGGCCAGUACCUGAAGGAUGAGGAUGAGGACCUGGUGUCACCUCCCAACACGGAGGGGAACCAGUGGCUCAGUUUUAUGAAGGGGAGCACUCACCUGAAAGAGUCGCCCCUACUGUUCCCUUCAUACCCACAGAAGUCCCUGCACUAUGUGAAAAGGAUGAUGGAGAGCGCUAUUGAACUGUGUCUGCUGAAACCUGCAGAAGUCAUUGGGAAGUCUGUGAAACAGGCUUUCUGUGUGCCUUUGUACUCUGCUGCUGAAAGCUCAGAAAGCAGUCCGAGGCCUUUUGAAUUGCCAUCACUGUGGAACGAUAAGAAGGCCGCCAUGCACUACGUAGUCUUCUCCAUGCCUGAGGUGUCACCUUGCCUGCUCUACCUGAUGCGGAGGCACACGGACCCGCACAGGCCUGUCCCCAGCCCUCUCAUUGCCAUCGACCUGAGCAGCUCCCUCCAGAGCGGCAUCGACUCCAGCAGAGACGCCCAUCAGUAUGGUUGCCUAGACGCACGUAUCUAUGACGACGAGACGCUAACGGUGGUGCUCCGGGAAGCCGGGGAGGAGGAAGGGAGCCAGCGUGUUCUGGCCCAGCUGCCCCUGGGGUCUGUGCUCAGCUGUGAGGAGGAAUUCACAUGGGACCACACCCAAAAACUGGAGCAGCAGGCUGCGGGAGUGCCAGCCCAGAUGCUUGCCCUGGAGAACCAGUGGCGAAUACUGGAAAACAUGAGGGCCCAGUUCGUAGCCGUGAAUGGCGUGCGCAGGGUGGCCUGUGUGCUGAGCUCGAACCUCCGGCACGUCCGCGUCUUUGAGAUGGACGUGGAGGAUGAGGAGGACGAGGAGCGGCUGGCAUCGCCGGAGGCCAGUGCUGAGCAGGAGCAACUGGAGGAGCUGCUGGCCAGCCAUGUGGAUGGCGAGGGCGAGGGGGAGAGACCAGAAGGAGAGGGGGGUGCGGAGGGUGCCCCCGCAGAGGCGCUGGGGCUGCCUGAGGAGCAGGCCCUGGAUGCGGACCCACUGUGACCCCAUAAGCAGAGGUCAUUAGUAUAAUGUACAGCCAGAGCGGCUGCCUUGGAAGCAACUGUUUGAGCUGCAGCUCGACUUUGUGCUAACAAAAGGUAAUCAGACUUUUCAUGGAGAGGACACAGUGAAACCAAAAUCAAACAACUGACUAAUAAACUAUCUGUGUGUCUUUGG
Paramormyrops kingsleyae is the source of this 2889-nucleotide messenger RNA. It is a transcript of the gene anapc4, whose product is annotated as anaphase promoting complex subunit 4. The record is from RefSeq and is a predicted model, not a curated record. NCBI's taxonomy places the organism in Eukaryota, Metazoa, Chordata, Actinopteri, Osteoglossiformes, Mormyridae. Gene Ontology annotation, cellular component: anaphase-promoting complex; nuclear periphery. Gene Ontology annotation, molecular function: protein binding. Gene Ontology annotation, biological process: protein K11-linked ubiquitination; anaphase-promoting complex-dependent catabolic process; regulation of mitotic metaphase/anaphase transition.